Molecule: messenger RNA, 2181 nt
Organism: Thamnophis sirtalis
Lineage: Eukaryota; Metazoa; Chordata; Lepidosauria; Squamata; Natricidae
Source: RefSeq, a predicted model, not a curated record
GGCGCCUGUUUCCUUUUGCUUCCCUUCCGGGCUGCGAGAGCGAGCGAGGGCCUGGUGGAGCUGCGGGCGGGGAAGACGGGAGGAAUCCGCUGUCAUUCAGUUCAGUCAUUCGGUCGGUCGGUGAGGAAGGAAGAUGGACGCGCUCGGCAGGAAAGUGGUCGUCUGCGACAACGGCACCGGGUUUGUGAAAUGUGGAUAUGCAGGAUCCAAUUUCCCAGAACAUAUCUUCCCUGCAUUGGUUGGAAGACCGAUUAUUCGUUCAACUACUAAAGUGGGAAACAUUGAAAUCAAGAAUAACAAAAAGAUGGAUCUUAUGGUUGGGGAUGAAGCAAGUGAGCUGAGAUCAAUGCUGGAAGUUAAUUACCCCAUGGAAAAUGGCAUUGUCCGAAAUUGGGAUGAUAUGAAACAUCUUUGGGACUACACCUUUGGACCAGAAAAACUCAACAUUGAUACAAAAAACUGUAAAAUACUUCUGACGGAACCUCCUAUGAAUCCAACGAAGAACAGAGAAAAGAUUGUGGAGGUGAUGUUUGAAACAUACCAGUUUUCUGGGGUUUACGUAGCCAUUCAAGCAGUUCUUACUCUGUAUGCACAAGCUACUUUUACUACGAGGGUAUGCCUUCAAUCAUUCUGCUGAUUUUGAGACUGUUCGCAUGAUUAAAGAAAAACUCUGCUACGUGGGUUACAAUAUUGAACAGGAACAGAAAUUGGCCUUGGAAACUACUGUGUUAGUUGAGUCCUACACGCUCCCAGAUGGCAGAAUUAUUAAAGUUGGAGGUGAGCGAUUUGAGGCACCUGAGGCCCUAUUCCAGCCUCACUUAAUCAAUGUGGAAGGAGUUGGUGUUGCUGAGCUGCUGUUCAACACCAUCCAAGCUGCUGAUAUUGAUACCAGAUCUGAAUUUUAUAAGCACAUUGUAUUAUCUGGAGGCUCCACAAUGUACCCUGGCCUACCAUCUCGCCUAGAACGUGAACUGAAGCAGCUAUAUCUGGAGCGAGUUCUGAAAGGUGAUGUGGAAAAACUUUCAAAAUUUAAGAUUCGAAUUGAAGAUCCACCUCGUCGAAAGCACAUGGUAUUCCUUGGUGGUGCAGUUCUUGCAGACAUCAUGAAGGACAAAGACAACUUUUGGAUGACCAGACAAGAAUAUCAAGAGAAGGGAGUGCGUGUGCUUGAGAAACUUGGUGUGACUGUUCGAUAAACUCAGAGGCUUUUCCCAUCACUGCUUUGUUGUUGUCAUUCCUUUAUUACCAAUCUUUGAGGUCAUUCAGCUACACAAAGUGGAAAGGCCUGUUACUAUCCUUAGACUCAAAGGCUAGGUUUCGUUCUGCUCUUUUUUGUUAGAUAUUUGAUAAUGUGGCUAUAUUUAACUACUUAAUUGGACCACUUCUUUGCAUACAAAACAAGGCCAAGACCUGCCUGCUUACUGCAUUGUUUCUUUCCCAGUGAGCAGUUGGAUAAUUCCAAUACACAUUUCCCCCUUUGCUUUAUUGCUGUAAUGCUAUCAGCUUUUGUCCAUAAGCUGAUCAUGGAUCAAAUACUUCAUAUUAGUAUAAGGACUCAAAAAACAGUAGUUCUCGACUAUCAUGUGAUUGUAGUGAUUUAUUUUUGAUUCUUUUGAUUCUGCCUUCAUCCUUAUUUGCUGUUCGGUGACAUUAUUUCUUACAUAGGAAUUCUGAAAUUAAGUCAAAUUACCAGCAUCCUUUAAAAAAAAAAAUAUUAUCCCAGAACAUUUUUAAACUUAAGUACCAUGAUAAGUGGCUAUGAACAGAUGAAUCAGGCAGUAAAAGUUAAGGAAAAAACUCAAUUACUCCUUCUUUAAAAAGCCACUAAUUUGCUUGGCCGUUGCUACAAAUUAGUUAUCCAAACUUCUUGCAUUUUUUUCUUGGAAGUGUAUUUUCCUAUCCUGAGCAGUAAGAAAUUUUUUUGUGUUCGUGAAUACAUACAAUAGGUUCUCCUCCCCAACCUCCUUGUUGUUUUGAUACCAUUUCUUCUUUCUUUGCUAUUGGGCAUAAAGGGUUAUUGUUUUUUUUAAAAUGGGCAACAUUAGAAUGUCAUCUGGGACUGGAUUUCCUGGAUAUUAUCUAUUAUAAGUAAUAUGUUUUAAAAAAAGUCUGUAAACUUGAAUUAUUGGUACAACAUUACAAAAAAUGGAAUUGUAUUAAAUUUUGAACACAGUAAAAAAA